Messenger RNA from Oncorhynchus nerka (sockeye salmon), 1026 nucleotides. Its product is annotated as sister chromatid cohesion protein PDS5 homolog B-like. The transcript has 5 exons. NCBI's taxonomy places the organism in Eukaryota, Metazoa, Chordata, Actinopteri, Salmoniformes, Salmonidae. The record is from RefSeq and is a predicted model, not a curated record. The coding region runs from base 432 to 755 and encodes 107 amino acids.
CGUGUUGGUGGGAAAGACUAUAAGGACACACCUGACGCUUAAACAGACUAGCAAAAAACUAAAACCUAAACCUAAGUUUAAUUAAUUCUGAACUGAAAUAUCGGUUUGGGCGUCAGGCGUGUCCUUCUAGACUUUUCAAGUGUGGGUAGCCAGGCAAACCACCCAGCACUGGAUUGGUGCAGCUAUGGACAAAUUGGCGCCAUUUUGAAGCCGAGAGGAGGAUCACAGCCGUAGAGGGAAAGACGAUUGGCUACAAUUCAUCAAAUAAGGAUCGACAGUGCCGAGGUUGGACCACAGUGAGAACGAGGAUAUCACAGUCAUGAAGAGUCUGGCUGCACAGGACGACGACAGCAAGCCCUGCAGGUGACGCAAACGACGGACAGCCGCUUCCAGCCAGGACGACAAGGCAGGCCAGGAGGCCAAGCCCAAACAUGGGGGCGGAGCCGUGGACCAAGACCAAUGCUGCAGACACCACCCUGGAGACGAAAGACGAACAGAACAAUCCUCCCAAAAGAGGUCGCAGGAGACGGCCCCAAGACUGGAGGCCACAGACGACUGCAGAAUCCACGCCACAGAAAAGAUGGGGGAGACCUCCCAAAGCACAGCAACAUACAGCCAUGAAAAAUAUGCACACAGGAAGUUUGAGUACAGAGAACGAGUCCGAGGUGGAGGAGAUGGAGAUGUCUCAGAGCCAGGAAGAGGAGGAGAGCAAGACCACAACCAAAGUGCGACGGAAGAUGGGCAGGAGAAGAUGAGACAGAGAUCAUGUUUUUUUCUCCAAGGUCAGGGGGCCCGUGACCACGAGGACAAGAACAAGAACAGAUGGAGAGGAGCUGUACAUCGAUCGCCUAGGCGAUUUGCAUUUUAUUGUGCAUGUGCAAAGGUGCCUCUACAGAUGAUGAAAAAAAACGACAAGUGACAAAUCCAAAAUUAAAUCAAGUAUUUGGUCCAUUUUGCUGCCCAGCAUUGUUUUAUUAGUGUUUUGAGACGGAGAAAGGAGUAUUAAAUAGAUAAGAAUACAAUUAA